UUCCUCCCAGCAGUUGAAGCUCUCCCUGCUCUCUCUCGCCUCUCCAGCUGCUGUCAGCUGCCCCAAAACAGAGCUGGUUUGGGGUUUCCCCACCAGAGAUGGUAUUUCAGAACUUCGUUGCUCUGGAGGUCUCUGAGAUGGUGCUGUCUCUCAUUAAUAAGGACAAGGCUUUCCCUACACCCAGCGCUGUCGCCUCACCAACAGCUCCGCGGUGCCGCUGACGUUCCAGCUCCGCAUGUCGGACGAUGGCACGCAGCCGGCUGUUGACAGCGUGGAUCAGAUCCGCAGGCACAGCGACCCAGCCUGGAGGAAGGGAAUCCUUUUCUAUGUGGAGCCCAGGGAGUUCACCAUUAAUCCCAGCCGAGGGACCAUCCUCCCCCAGGGACACCAGGACAUCGAGUUGACCCUGUGUUCCAACAUGGUGAUGGAGUUCCGCCGGAAGAUGCUGGUGGACCUGGAGGGCAUUGGCAAGGGAGUGGCAACACUGACCAUCACAGACAGUACGAUGAGUGCCACCUGAAGGUGCCCUACGAGAGGAAGCUCGUCAUCAGGAAUCCCAGCCACCUUCCUGGCUGCUACGGGCUUAUUCCCCAGAAACGCAAGGAGGACUCUGCUGUGUUCUACUCCAGCCCCCAGCCCUGUGGGAUUGUGCAGCCCCAGAGCACAGCAGAGAUCCCAGUUGUGGUGGAGGUGCAGGCACUGGGCGAGCAUCGCACCAAUGUUCUCG
This is a messenger RNA of Serinus canaria (Common canary), 727 nucleotides long. RefSeq names its product hydrocephalus-inducing protein homolog. NCBI's taxonomy places the organism in Eukaryota, Metazoa, Chordata, Aves, Passeriformes, Fringillidae. The record is from RefSeq and is a predicted model, not a curated record. The coding region runs from base 236 to 520 and encodes 94 amino acids. The transcript is spliced from 5 exons.